AUGCAUUUAAUUCUAACCGGCGCAACUGGUCUCGUCGGUUCUGGCAUUCUCCAACAGAUGCUCAUACACCCCUCAGUCACCAAAAUAUCAAUCCUCUCUCGAAACCCUGUUCCCCUUGCUGAAACACACGCAAAUAGCAAAAAGGCAACUGUCAUCAUCCACUCUGAUUUCAAGAAUUACCCGGAGACUGUUUUGGAGCAAUUGAAAGGAGCAGAGGGAUGUGUUUGGGCUUUGGGCACUAGUAGCGCGGGGAUGGAUAAGGAAAAAUAUACCGAAAUAACCCAAACCUACACCCUCCGCGCCGCGCGGACCUUUUCCCCUCUCUCCUCCCCCAAGCCCUUCAAAUUCCUCUUCGUAUCUGGCGAAGGCGCAACCACGACCCCCGGUAUGCUGACACCUAUGUUCGGCGUUGUAAAAGGUGCAACUGAAGCCGAAUUGCUCGCUCUUCCUACAGAAAAGGGUUAUGAAAAUCUCAAAGUAUUCAAUGUGAGACCAGGGGGUGUAGACUCUUCUGAACAUGAAGAGAUCGAGGAAUUUGUGCCGCAGAGGAAGGGUCUCUUAAGAUUGGGGGAAAUGGGAUUUUUUCCUAUAGUGAGGCUUGUGGCUAGGAAUAUGUAUACGCCAACGAGGGAGAUGGGAAAGGUGGUUACGGAGUUGAUGUUGGGGAAUGGAGAAAAAUUGGAAGGGAGCGGGGUUAUAGAGGGGAGAACUUUGAGUAACAUUGGAUUGAGGAGGAUGGGAGGAUGGUAA
Molecule: messenger RNA, 750 nt
Organism: Botrytis fragariae
Lineage: Eukaryota; Fungi; Ascomycota; Leotiomycetes; Helotiales; Sclerotiniaceae
Product: putative nucleoside-diphosphate-sugar epimerase protein
Exons: 2
Coding region: 1-750 (249 amino acids)
Source: RefSeq, a predicted model, not a curated record